Molecule: messenger RNA, 1290 nt
Organism: Ipomoea nil (Japanese morning glory)
Lineage: Eukaryota; Viridiplantae; Streptophyta; Magnoliopsida; Solanales; Convolvulaceae
Product: putative E3 ubiquitin-protein ligase SINA-like 6
Exons: 2
Coding region: 26-1132 (368 amino acids)
Molecular function (GO): zinc ion binding
Source: RefSeq, a predicted model, not a curated record
UAUUCUUUACCCAUAAAGAUAAGAUAUGAAAAACUGCAGUAAAGCUAGUAUCAAAGGCAGCGGCGCUGAUAGCGUGAGCAGAAGAAGCGCAGCAUAUGCAAGAAUGACUAAAUUUUCCCUCUUUGAGGACGAUUUGGGAGCCGGACCCAGUACUCGCAGCCCGUCUCUUUUGCCCACGCCCAAGAAACGCAGAACCGUUCCGUCUAAACCUUCUCCUGAACCUGAACCUGAAGAGAUAGAAGCAGAAGACGAAGAGGAGGAGGAGGUGGAGGUGGAGGAAGGUGAAGCGGAAGAAGAAGAAGAAGAAGAGGACGAUGAGGAUGGGCGUGAGGAAAUGGUGCCGGGAUCCGAUGACUUUACGGAGACGGAUCGGGGUUCAGAGGAUCAGAGUGGGAACGGAUCGGUUUACGUUCAACUAACCGACCCGGAUGUGUUGGAUUGCCCUAUCUGCUUCGAUUCGCUUACCAUUCCCGUAUUUCAGUGUGAGAAUGGCCACGUGGCAUGUGCAUCUUGCUGCAUUCAUAUUAGCAACAAAUGUCCAUCUUGCGCUUGGCCAAUUGGGUACAACCGCUGUCGGGCUCUUGAGAAGGUUCUCGAGUCUGUGAAAGUCCGAUGCCCAAAUGCAAAGUAUGGCUGCAAGGAAUCUCUCAUUUAUAGCAAUCAAAAUGAGCAUCUGUCUACAUGCAUCUACGCUCCUUGUUCGUGCCCUCUCCAAAGUUGUAACUUUCUUGGCUUUUCGAGGGAAGUAUAUACCCACUUUAGCAGACAUUCAUCUUCAGCUAAAUGCUUCAUUUUCAAUUCUCCUAAACUGCUCUCUGUCGAGAACCAUCAGCGGUUCAUAUAUCUUCAAGAGUUGACUACACGGACCAUCUUUGUAGUCAACCAUAACGAUGAAAGCAGUCUUGGCAGUGCUAUCAAUAUAAUCUGCGUUGCACCCCAAUCAUCAAAGAGAAGUUUCUGUUACAAGCUAAUAGUAUGGGAUGGCGAUACGACUUUCGAACUGCAAUCACUAGCAGAAAAUGUCCCGGACUGGUCACCAUUUACACCUAUGAAGAUAUUUCUUGUGGUUCCAAGUGAUAUUACUGAGACUCGAGAUCAGCUCAUGUUGCAAGUUUGCAUAAAUGACAAAUAAAACUCCAGGAGGCCAGUCUACAUAUGUACAGGGACAACUUUGGUAUUUAGAUAAACUGAACAAAGUUAUUAUAUAUUAUGUGUAGAGGACUGGAUUCUUUUAGUUUGUUAAUGUAAUUUAACUGAUGUUGCUGGUCUUGCUUUAUUUCUGAUGCAGUU